Messenger RNA from Ilex paraguariensis (yerba mate), 666 nucleotides. Lineage: Eukaryota; Viridiplantae; Streptophyta; Magnoliopsida; Aquifoliales; Aquifoliaceae. The record is from the annotation of a GenBank genome assembly.
AUGCUUGUUCUGAACUAUAUUAUGUUACUCUAUGCUCCAGAUGGGAAGGCUCCAGAUGGGAAGGUGAUGAUGGAGUACAUUGGAGCAACCGGUGUUCCAGUAACAUUUACCCCUGUUCCCAUUGAAGAUGGCAUUGACUUCCACUUCAUACUAAGCUUUGCCAUUGAUACAGACUCCUCAGGAAAUCCCCAAAAUGGCACGUUCUCAGCAUACUGGGCACCAACCUUAACCUCAGAAUCAGUAGCAGCCAUCAAGGCCAUCCACGCCAAUGUUAAAGCCUUGGCCAGUCUCUCCGGCUGGAGCCUAGGCAACAAAGUCCUCCGUUGCACGACUGCACCCUACAUGGAACUCUAUAACCGAUGUGGAGAUGUGAUUGACUACGUAAACCACCAAUUCUAUACCGAUAAGGUCAAGACCCUGAGGGGAUUUUUGGAAGCCUUCAGACUUAGAACUCAGCAGUUUGGGAGAGAGAAAGUGUUGCCUAGCUAUGAAGUUAAUGGGAGGGGAAUUCAAGGGGAUGCAUUUUUUGAGGCUUUGAAUCUUUUGGAAGAAAAUGGUUUUGAUGUUAAUGGGGUGAUGAUCUUCUCUGCUGAUGCUUCUGCUUCCAAUGACUAUUAUUAUGAGAGGAAAUCUCAAGCUUUCUUGCUCAAUUCUACUAGCACAUGA